UACCCAAGCCUGUCUAUAAAAAGAGAGAGACAGGUGCACCUUUCUGUUUCGCAGAAUUAGCCACCUACUUCACCCCAGGCAAACUUCUCUCUAAGGAACAUUAGUGAUCAAUCUCCCGGCCAGAGAAUUGGCUGCACCACAGACCCCAGCGCCGAUCUACUGUUUACUGCUUCGCCAUCACCAUGGAGGCUUCUCUUGCCACCUGCAUCCUCGCUGCUCUCCUGGCUAUGGGGGCCUGUCUGCAGUGUGAGGUUUGCGACGGACCAGGAACCAGCUGCACGGGCAACCUACAGACCUGCCUUGAUGGGCAAGACUCCUGUGGUGUCGCUCUGACAGAAAUGACAUGGGUGGGAAUGAAUACCCAAACCGUUCUCAAGGGCUGUGUGGCAUCCAGCCAAUGUAGAUCCGGCCCCGUCUCUGUGAAUUUCGGGAAUGGAAUGGAAAUAAGGACACGCUUCACUUGCUGCGUGGGAGACGCCUGUAGAACAACCACAGUUACAGGUCACCCCUCCUGGACAGGCUCUGCGGCCCCUGGCACAACGGAUGCGCCUCCGGGACCCGGGGUCCCCAACGUGACAGACGCGCCUCCGGGACCCUGGGCCCCCAACGUUACGGACACGCCUCUGGGACCCGGGGCCCCCAGUACAACGGACGUGCCUCCGGGACCCUGGGUCCCCAAUGUGACGGACGCGCCUCCGGGACCCUGGGCCCCCAACAUGACGGACACGCCUCUGGGACCCGGGGCCCCCAGUACAACGGACGUGCCUCCGGGACCCUGGGCCCCCAACAUGACGGACGUGCCUCCGGGACCUUGGGCCUCCAACAUGACGGACGUGCCACCGGGACCCCGGGACCCCAACGCGACAGACGUGCCUCCGGGACCCGGGGCCCCCAACACGACGGACGUGCCUCUGGGAUCCGGGGCCCCCAACGUGACGGACGCGCCUCUGGGAUCCGGGGCCCCCAAUGCGACGGACGUGCCUCUGGGACCUUGGGCCUCCAACAUGACGGAUGCGCCUCCGGGACCCGUGGCCUCCAAUGCGACGAACGCGCCUUCGGGACCCGGGGCCCCCAACGCCACGGUGGCACCUCCGGGACCUGGGGCCCCCAACGUGACAGAUGCGCCUCCAGGACCCGGGGCCCCCAACGCGACAGGCGUGCCUCUGGAAACCGUGGCCUCCAAUGCUCCGAGCGUGGCUCCAGCAGCCACGACCUCCCGUACAGCGGGCAUGACUUCAACAACCACAACCUCCGGCGCUGCGGGCGUGGCUCCAGGACCAGCCGGGUUUCUCCUUGCAGCCUUUGCUGGCCUCUUCCUGAUGACACUUCGCUCUUAA
Malaclemys terrapin pileata is the source of this 1337-nucleotide messenger RNA. Its product is annotated as mucin-1-like. Gene Ontology annotation, cellular component: extracellular region. Gene Ontology annotation, molecular function: phospholipase inhibitor activity. The record is from RefSeq and is a predicted model, not a curated record. The transcript has 5 exons. Bases 183 to 1337 code for a protein of 384 amino acids. NCBI's taxonomy places the organism in Eukaryota, Metazoa, Chordata, Testudines, Emydidae.